AUGCCUCUCAGCGACAGUCUUCAACCCCCUCUGACCCCCGCCGAGCGCGCCAUCGUCAAGUCCUACGGCGGCUGGACCAUGUUCCUACUUAGUUAUGGACUGAAGCCGUGGAAUGAGGACGAGAACGAGGAGGGGAAGAGGAUUGUGGAGGCGUUGGCGGAGGAUUCGGAUUGA
Molecule: messenger RNA, 174 nt
Organism: Aspergillus steynii IBT 23096
Lineage: Eukaryota; Fungi; Ascomycota; Eurotiomycetes; Eurotiales; Aspergillaceae
Exons: 2
Coding region: 1-174 (57 amino acids)
Source: RefSeq, a predicted model, not a curated record